AUGCAAAAUCAAUUGUUUCUCUCUCUCUCUUUCACUCUCUCUCUCUCUUUUUCACUCUCUCUCUCUCUUUCACUCUCUCUCUCUCUUUCACUCUCUCUCUCUCUCUUUCACUCUCUCUCUCUCUUUCUCUCUCUCUCUCUCUUUCACUCUCUCUUUUACUCUUUCUCUCUCUCUUUUACUCUCUCUCUCUCUCACUCAAACACACACACACACACUUUUUGGCUAAACUUUUGUGUUGCUGAUGGUGUAGGAGGUUGGCGGAGUUAUGGUGUGGAUCCCUCCACAUUUCCAUGUACUCUUAUGUCCACGUGUGAGCGUAUGGUCAAGGAAAACAAAUUCCGUCCACAGGCACCUGCAAGCAUCAUUACAGACAGUUAUUAUGAGCUGCUGGAACAAAAACAGCCCUUAGUGGGUAGCAGUACAGCAUGCAUAGUUGCCCUUCAUCGGCAGGAGCGAACCAUUUACACAGCAAACCUAGGAGACAGUGGGUUCUUAGUCAUUCGCCAUGAUGAAAUUGUCCACCGAUCACAAGAACAGCAGCAUUACUUCAAUACUCCAUUCCAGUUAUCAGUUGCACCCCCACCACAACAGGGACAUGUCAUAAAUGACAGUCCUGACAUGGCUGAGAGUUCUUCUUUCGGUGUCCAAGAAGGUGACAUCAUCCUUUUGGGAACAGAUGGUUUAUUUGACAACAUGAAUGAAGACAUGUUGCUAGAUUAUGUCUCGAAAUUAAAGGACCACAAGCAGGACAAUGUACAAAAUACUGCCAGUAAAAUAGCAGAAGAAGCCCACCAAUUGGCCUUUGAUCCUGAUUAUCUCUCACCCUUUGCUCUUACAGCCAUUGAUGCUGGCAUAGAAUUACGUGGUGGAAAGCCAGAUGACAUCACAGUGGUAGUUGCUCGUGUUGCCAGUCUUACAGAUAAUGAGCAGAGACAGCUCGUAUAA
Acanthosepion pharaonis is the source of this 945-nucleotide messenger RNA. Lineage: Eukaryota; Metazoa; Mollusca; Cephalopoda; Sepiida; Sepiidae. The record is from the annotation of a GenBank genome assembly.